CAACACAUCACCAUCACCAAACGAAAGUGACGUGUAGCAACCAUGGUCAAGCCACCAAAGCGCGCAUCUAAGCGCCAAUCAACAAAGCAGCGCGCCAAGAUCUCCAAGAAAGUGCGCGAGCACCACCGCAAGUCCCGUCGAGACGCUAAGCGCUCUACGCAAUGGAAGUCAAAGCAGAAGGCCGAUCCUGGAAUCCCCAACUCGUUCCCAUACAAGGAACAGCUACUUGAUCAGAUUCAGCAGAACAGGGAGAGGGAGCAGCAGAGACGGUUGGAGGAGGAGAGGAGAGCGGAAUUGAGGAGGAAUGGCGGAGUUGCCGAGGAGGAGGAAAGUGAGGGCAGCGAGGAUGACGAUGAGAUGGUAGAGGGCGAAGAGGACGAGGACGAGGAUAUGGCGAACCUCCUCGCUCUCUCAGCAUCUACUCGCUCCGCCCCUCAAUACGAGGGCUCUCUGCCCUCCCUCCUGGAGGACGACAGCAUCCAACAUCUGGUCUUCGCCCUGGACGCGCGAGACCCACCUGCGUGGCGCUGCCGCUCCGUCGAGCGUCUUGCGGUUUCCAAAGGCAAGCAAGUUCACCUCGCCCUCACGCGGGCUGACCUUGUGCCGCUGGAGGCAUUGACGUCGCAUCUGCAUGCCCUCAAAGGCGACAGCCAAGGGGCUUCGUCUUCCAAGGCGACGACCAGCGUCUUUGCCGUUUCGGACAGCUCGAAGGAGAGCGUCGCAGCUCUGGCAGACGGUAUUGCGGGCGCAAGCAAGAAGAACAGCGAGGUGGGCAUUGCCAUCCUCGGUCUCGAGCACUCCGGCCGCUCUUCGCUGGCCUCUCACCUCCUCUCAGCAUUGAGCGAGCGAGACGCCACCUCCGCGUCUACUGUGUACGACACCACCCAUCUGCUUCCACCCCGUCGCAAGAAAUCUGCUCCCGCCGCUUCCGCCGAAGAUGAGGAGGAUAUGGACGACCUGUCCCUCCCUGCAGCCGCCGAGAAGUCUCGAGAGCAAGCCUCUUCCCCCUCGGACUUCCAGCAAAGACGCAACCGUGCUCUCGUCGCCCUACUCCGCAACAAGGGAAAGGUAGAAAAGAUUGGAGACCCUGUCCCCCUGAUCUGGGCACUCAUGCCUCUUGUCCAGCACAACACAAGGGAGGACCUCAUGUUCACGUGGAACGUGCCCGCCUUCGGUUCGGGAGCACCUAUUGGCGCUCAGAUGGACGAGGAAGAAGGCGACGACGAAGAAGAGGUGCAACACAAGCUCCUCGCAGCAGAGGCUGCCAAGGCCCAAGCCGAUGCCAACGAGUUCUUGAUUGGGCUUGCCCGCCAACAGGGACGAGCACGCAAGGGAGGUCUCCCCGACGUGUCUGCAGCCGCACGCGUCCUUCUGCGUGACUGGUGCAGCGGGUGUGUAGGGUACUACUCGUAUGCGGAAGGGUGGAUGAACCUCUCCAAGGAUGAGAGGAGCAAGCUUGUUGAGCAGCUGGGGAAGGAGGUUGAGGAGGUGACACUACCGAGGAGGGAGUGGAAGAAGGCUUUUGUUGAGCAUCAAAAGGCUAGGAGCGACUUGCACCCUAGUCCUGCUGUGGGCGAGGUUAGACUGAAGAGCGCCGGUGAAGGGGCAAUUGCUCUUGGUAGGCCUACUUUCGAUGGCCAGCCCUUCGCUGAAGACGAGCAGGAAGUCGAUGAUGCUGAGGCGGAAGCAGAGCAGUGGCAGCUCUGGGCCCCGCGCGUGUCGCAGGCCGCCUUCGAUGCAGAUGAGGACGAUGAGGACGAAGACGACGACGAAGACGACGAGGAGUUCGAAGGCGAUUCAGACACGCCUUCUGCCCUGGACUUCGCACUCGGCUCAGACGAGGAGGACGAGGAGCUCGACUCGGACGCUCUCGUUCCCUCAGGCGACGAGGACAUCGAUGAGGAAGACGACGACGACGACGACGAAGAGGAGCUCGAGGAUGAGGAGGACGUCGAAGAGGAAAGCACCCCUGUCGUGUCGCACAAGGAUCGUCGCAAGGCCGCCAAGCAAGGCAAGUCAGUGCCGGCACCAACGCCUGCCCUCGUCUCGACGCCGAAGCUCAAGGCUAAGGCCAAGGCCAAUGCUGCUGGGACGAAGGAGAAGAAGCGCGUCCGUCUCGUGGAGCCCACAAAGGCUGAGAAGCGCGGUAGGAGGGCGUAAGAUGAUCGACGUACCGGCAGCAUAUGCAAUGUAGACUUUUUCAGAACAGCAUAGACGACGGACUGUGCGAUCGAAUGACUAGUGAUUGAACUGAAGUCGACAGACCAAUGUCAUUCAGUCGC
Molecule: messenger RNA, 2282 nt
Organism: Jaminaea rosea
Lineage: Eukaryota; Fungi; Basidiomycota; Exobasidiomycetes; Microstromatales
Exons: 2
Coding region: 43-2160 (705 amino acids)
Cellular component (GO): nucleolus
Source: RefSeq, a predicted model, not a curated record